AUGGACACCCCACCUGACGUCGAAUCAGCCUUCCUAAUUUACAAUUUUGAAACCAGUCCAUUUCGAAAUGCUGAAAAAUCAAACAUCAUAAAGCAAUUUAACAAUAAAAUUAAGCGACAUGAAAAGGUCCUACUGAACAGCCACUACAAACAUGUGAAUAAUUUUUCCUAUUCUACAGAUAUAUUUCACAAUUUUUAUAAAAUAACAGAAUACUAUCUUUUAAAAUAUGUUAACAGUAUCAUUAUUGAUUCAACCCUACUUUUUAAGUGCGUUCACCAGGUAAAAAGUGGCUCCUCUGGUUUUGCUCAAAAUGACGAGGAGAGGUUACAAAAGUGUUUUUUCCCAAGUGAGGAAGCUGAAGGGGGAAACAAACAGGUGGGGAAUUUGGAAACGAACAAUGAAGUGACAGCCGACUUUACCUUCGACUGUGUAAUUCUGCGCAACUUUGUAGAAAAUUUCAAAAGGGUGAAUAAUUCGAGUGUGCGAGUUGCCAAAGAGGGUGGAAAAAAAAACAGAAGAAGGUCGCAAAAAAAAGACGUUAGUGAAGAUGCAAACGGGGGAAGCACCACCAACAAUGCAGAAGCCAACCCUAGAGGAGGCACAGAGGAAACUCAAAACUGCGCGUUUAGAAAGUCCUUCUUGUACAUCAAAAAAAACUACAGAAAUGUAGAAUUCUUUAUAUUUUUAAAUACCCCCCAAAAUGUUCAAGACAUAUAUGUCAACAUGGUACCCCACAUGGAAAAGCAACAAAUUUGUAACUUCAUCAAGUUUGUAAAGUCGCUAAACAUCCGGAUGUUUCGAUACGUGUACAUAACAUUUUUUGUGAACAUAUACAAGCACGUUAAUUUAAUAUACAACGUCACGCUUUUGGCACUCUAUAACUAUUUUAAAUACUUAAAUGAGGGCAUGAAGUGGGGAAAGGAGUCCCUCCCACUGGAAAGGGAAGAACAAAUGGAGGAGGGAAAUCACCUGAUGGGGGUCCCCACGCACAUAUGCGCCAAUGACACAACAUUGGAGGGAAGCAACCGCAGCAGUGAAAAAAGCGAACCGAGUGAAACCGUAACGAAUGAGGAUAACGAGGCUAAUUCGCUCAGAAAAACCAUGCAAAACUACCGAAACGGGUUGAAAACAGACGUAGACACAGAAAGCGCUGCAGCAAAUAUACAUCAAAACUAUGAACGGGUGUGUAGCAAAAUCGGUGAAAAAUCUCAAAACGAAGUGAACAACAAAAGGGAAACGGAAGAUACGUCAACUUGGAGUGGAAGACAACACUGCAACCUGGGCCCCCGUAAGUGCAGCGAAAAACAGACCCACGAAAUCGUCCUCAGCUGUUACAUUUACCUUUUCAUAUUUUACCACUACAUAAGAAACACAAGAAAAAGGAUGAAGUCAGAAAUUCUAAGGAUACAAAAUGAUGUUAAAAAAAUGAUUUCCUUAUUUGUUAAAAUAUAUGACAUAAAUAAAAAAGGCAGUGAUGGUGAGAACAGUGCCAUCGGUGAGUGUAGCAAGGAGGGGACAAUCGAUUUGCGCAGCAGUCUAGCCAGCAGCGGGGGCACCACCAACCCCAUUGCCGAUCCUGUACAUUCCCUAUAUUUUAACUUCAUACAGAUGAGCAAAUGCUACAGAAGCUGCGUAAAAACGAAUUAUGAGCUCAUCAAAUCGGUUCACAUGUUCCAUUUAUUAUUAAAACAUUUUUACAAAUUCUUCCCCAUUUUGAAUGUAAAAAAUGAUAAGUGCAUCAUAUACAAUUAUUGCAACAAGCAUUUUAUACAUUACGCCAAAAGGGUUGAGAAAAAUGGACGCGCAGAAAAUGUCUUCUGUACGGAAGAAAAAAAUAGACAGAAGGGAAGUGGGAACCCCCCUUUGGACGUCUUUAAAAAUGUGAAUGAUUACGAGUUGGAUUUUUUUUAUUUCCAUGAAAAGAAGAACGGCGAAGAGGAAAUAAUCAAAGACUUCGUGCAGAGCAGGGAAGAGGAAUCUUUUGACCAUUUAUUUCGAGCCAGUGAAGGGGACAAAGUUUCGUCUCCCCAAUUUUCGCGGGCCUGUGGGGGGGCCCAUCCCGUAAGCGAGAGCGAAGGCAAAAAUGAGCAAAAAAAUGAAGGGCAAAACAAUGGGGCAGACGUGCUGGAUGACGACGCGCUGGGUGACGACUCGCUGGAGCCCUGGAAGGGGGUGUUCCUAAACUGCGUUAACAAUGGCUUGGAUGCUCUUCUGAUCAACGCUGGCACGGAAUUGGUGGGCACUCCGGGGAAAACGCAACAAGACGGAGACGCCUCAGUAGCGCACAACUCAGGCAGUGGCAAUAUUUGCGAUCCGGACGCUUCUCACAACGGUGCCAAUUUUGAGACCCUUAGGAAGAGCCCCAUACUGCAACUUUUAAGAAGUAAUAUAAAAUUUUACCGCAAAAUAGCUGCCGUGAUGGAAACCUUUUCCAGUAGCAAAUUGGAAGGAACAAUAAAAAAUUGCCUACAUGACUUGAACAGAUAUAAUGAGAGCGCUCUGGGCAUCUACGACGAUAGCAUUUUCGACAUUCAAUACAAAAUUGAAAGAGAGUCCACGCUGGAGAGUGAAGAGUCAACAAGAAACAAAAAGCUAUUACAAGUGAAAAUCUUUUUGGACUAUGAAAAACUGUAUACGAAAAAAACGGUUGAGACGCAAACACCUGUUUCUUUUUUUAGAAAAGAAAAGGUCAUUCAAAUUCCAAAGGAUGAAGGAGUUUCCACAAUAUCGGAGCAAUACAUACAGGCGAAAAACGUGGCUAAUCCUAUUUUUUAUUUGAAAGAUAUAUACGAUUAA
Molecule: messenger RNA, 2796 nt
Organism: Plasmodium cynomolgi strain B
Lineage: Eukaryota; Apicomplexa; Aconoidasida; Haemosporida; Plasmodiidae
Exons: 2
Coding region: 1-2796 (931 amino acids)
Source: RefSeq, a predicted model, not a curated record